Messenger RNA from Leptomonas pyrrhocoris, 1465 nucleotides. RefSeq lists its product as hypothetical. Gene Ontology annotation, molecular function: protein binding. Lineage: Eukaryota; Euglenozoa; Kinetoplastea; Trypanosomatida; Trypanosomatidae. The coding region runs from base 644 to 1465 and encodes 273 amino acids. The record is from RefSeq and is a predicted model, not a curated record. The transcript has a single exon.
AGCUGCGAAGUGCAGCCUUUCAUUGAAUUAGUAUUUACUGUAACGGUGCCUUCCUCUGUGUUGCCGCGCACGUUUCUUUCGUUUUUGUUUAUUUAUUGAGGCUCACAAAGCGGCAGCAGCACAGACGAGAGCGGCCACCCUCUCCAAAAUCCAACAACAGACUCUCUUAUAAUUAACCUGCACCUGCUCAUGGCUGUUCUUUUAAAAUAGAAAUAAUAAUCAUACACUCUCCACAGCACAAAUAACCUUUUUGAACUUGAUCUACACUCCUCCCUUCUUUGUUAGAAUGACUUCCAUUGUUUCGCCCUCCUCCCCCUCCUCCUCCUCCAAUGGAGUCAGUCAGGCUGCCGGUGCACCGGUCGAAGUGGCUUCCAUGUUCUACACCGGCAUCAACGAGCCACGGCCGACGGCGAUGGACUUCUCCUUCAACGGCCUGCACUUCGCCUCCGCCCACACCGACGACGCUUUGCGACUAAUUGACGUGGGCAGUCUCAACCACACCGACACCGUCGUGUGCGACGCCUUCGGGGUGCACAGUGUGCGCUACACCCACUCCAGCGCCGUCGUCUGCGUAGCCCCGCGCUUUCACCUCGACGGCCAUCUGCACCUCCUCAACACGGAGACGGCGCAGUUCUUCGCAGAGAUGGCCUACCUGAACGACACUGAGGCCGAGAUCCCUGCCGUGGCGAAUGCGCCGGUGUACUCCACACUGACGCAGUGCCCCGCGACCGACGUGAUCGGAGCCGUAGUGUCAGCGAAAGGCCGCCUCGCGCUUUUCCACCCCCUCAUCUCCGGCUGCAUCGCCGCGACAGCCGAGCGCACCGUGGUGGGUCCGAAGACCUGUGUGCAGUUCAGCAACGAUGGCCACUCCAUCGCGGUAGGCGACGAUCACCGGCUCGUCGUGCUCGACCGUCGAUACUUGUUUCGUCCGGCGGCGGUGACGCAGAGGGAGAACAAGCACCUCUUCUCCGCCUAUUCCCCGUUAACCCGCUGCAAAGGCGUUGAGUUCAGCGCGGAUGGCGACCACAUGCUUGUGACGUCCUCCAAUGGUGAAGUGGUGCUGUAUGACUGGAAGCGAGAGGAGGUGCAGGUAAACUACUUCCACGGAGACGCGAAGCGGCACUUCGUGGGCACCGGUGACGCCAUCGGCGCGCAGUUUGCGUUGCCGGGUCAUGCAGACUCCCCCAUUCUGCAGCCCACUUCCUUCAUGAAUGGAGGGCGGCACCUUCUCGUGUACGAAGGGGGAGUUGGCUCGUCUGCACCGGCAGCGGCCACGGUAGAUGCACCUCGGCAGGGGCGUCUGUUGUACGAGCUGCAGUCGAAGGACAGCGACGUGUCGGUUGCCCUGGCGGUGAACCCUCGAUUUCAGGUUGCGGCGACGGCGGCGCGCAGCAUUACGUGGUGGGCAUUUCAUGAACGAUCUGCUGAUGCUCCAUCGAAGGAGGUGCUCGGUGCGUCCUCCUAA